UUUCUGAUGCAAGCUGGAGCCUUACCUAAAGACCCACCGCGAUGGGCGAUGGCGAUCAUGAUGAAGAUGUGCCGAGUGAAGCGUGUGAUUGGUGAUGCUGAGGAGAGAAGAGAAGAGCGAAACGCGCUAGAAGGAUCUGAGCGAUAGCGUCUUCCCCCUGUCAGGUACGGCUUCUGCUGGACGACGUCAACUCUUUCAGGGUCUUGACUCUACCUGACCAGAAACACCGAGUAUCGGUUACAGAUCCCAUAAUACGGGUACGCAAACGUCAUAUGCCGCUCUGUUGAGAAUGGCAACAUGCUGUGUCCACGGUCCGGAGAAUAGUCGUGCAGAUUCUGCAGCUGUUGAGACGGGAUGACUAGUAUCCUUCACUUACGGUAACAAGAAGUGACGCAGCACAGACCACUCGUAGAAGACACCUUUCGAAUCCCAUUCUUCUCGAAACAUACAAUCCUUCAGAAACAACAAUGGGUUCCUACGCAGAGACGACAACGGCAGUGACAGGGCCGGUACUCAAGCUGAACAAUGGCGUGGAGAUGCCAGCUCUUGGCUUCGGAACCUUUGCCAACGAAGGCAGCAAAGGGGAAACACAUAAGGCUGUUGUGCAUGCCUUGAAUGCUGGAUACCGACAUCUCGACUGUGCCUGGUUCUAUCGGAACGAAGACGAGGUUGGGUCUGGGCUUCGAGACUUUCUCUCUCAGAACCCCUCUGUCAAGAGAUCCGAUAUCUUCAUUACGACGAAAGUAUGGAACCACCUCCACGAACCAGAGGACGUGGAAUGGAGCUUGAAGGACUCGUUGGCGAAGCUUCAAACACCAUACGUUGAUGCAUUUCUGGUACACUGGCCCAUAGCAUCAGAGAAGAACGCCGACGGAACGGUCAAGAUUGGCUCCGACGGAAAGUAUGUGAUCAACAAGUCCCUCACCGAGAAUCCAGAGCCCACCUGGCGAGCAAUGGAAAAGCUGUACAGCGAGGGCCUCACGAAAUCAAUCGGGCUCUCCAACUUCACAGAAAAAGGCAUCGAGUCGCUGCUCAAAUACGCCAAAGUCAAGCCCCAAAUAAACCAAAUCGAGAUCCAUCCCUUCCUCCCGCAACAGCCGCUCAUCGAAUACUGCAUGUCGAAAUCUAUAAUGCCAGUUGCAUACUCGCCACUCGGCUCACAAGACCAAGUCCCAGGCACAGGAGAGAAAGUCAGCACGAACAAGGACCUGAUUGCUAUUGCAGAGAAGAAUGGCUGGACUUUGGCACAAGUGUUGAUUGCGUGGGGAUUGAAGAGGGGAUACUCUGUCUUACCGAAGAGCAGCAAUGAGAGUCGGAUUAAGGGGAAUGCGAAAUUGGUGGAUUUGAGCGAUGAGGAUUUCGAGGCAGUGAAUAAGGUGGCAAAGGGACGGUGGAGCAGGUUUGUCAACAUGAAGGAUACGUUUGGGUAUGAUGUGUGGCCGGAGGAGAGUGCGUAGCAGCAUUUAUUUUGGGGAUUUAGAUAGGAUAAAAUAGAAUAGAUGGAUCUUAGAUGCUUGAUAGAAUACCACCUUUUGUCUCGCAGGUCGGGCUUCAUUUGUUACAGGGAUAUGAUAUGUAGGCGAAGCUGAAGAGUGAAUCAGCAUUGUCCCCAUCCAAGUUUUGUUGCAUAUCGGCUCAAUGUUUCAAAAGUUCUGGGUACAUUGAGAAUGGUCUCGAUGUCCAGGGUGAACCGACCCUCCUCAACCGUUUUUGUAAAUGGCAUUCAAGGGUCCGCGGUUCCCGGUACAUUGGGAUGCCGAUUCGACGCGGGGUUCUCUGUCAUACAAGAUUUUGCAUUAUUUCGUCCCAAUGUUUGACACGAGUGAUGAUUUUUCACUGGGUUUUGGGGAAUACAUAAGCAACCAAACUCUAAGGGAAAGGCGACAGUGACUUGCCUUCAACACCC
Hyaloscypha bicolor E is the source of this 1906-nucleotide messenger RNA. RefSeq names its product putative alcohol dehydrogenase. Gene Ontology annotation, cellular component: cytosol. The record is from RefSeq and is a predicted model, not a curated record. NCBI's taxonomy places the organism in Eukaryota, Fungi, Ascomycota, Leotiomycetes, Helotiales, Hyaloscyphaceae. The transcript is spliced from 2 exons. Bases 468 to 1457 code for a protein of 329 amino acids. Gene Ontology annotation, molecular function: aldose reductase (NADPH) activity.